UUCCAUGCUCUGACCAGGCUGCUGUUACAAUUUUGAGAGAGAUCAAGCCAUGUUCAGAUCAGCAAGCACUCAGAGGGGACCUGGUAAGUAUGAGAAAUUGGGGAAAGAAGCUUCUGGAAGUGGGGAUGCAGUGAAACCAGAGCUCAAAAGAAGCACAAGUUUGGGAUCAGCAAGAGAAAUAGGUUCAGGCUCUGCAUAUGGGAGCGGUCUGCAGAGGAAUCCGACCAAGAAGAAGAAGGAGAGCCAUCCAAUAUUCAGCUUCAUGGACUUUCGAGGGAACAAGAAAACAACAGCCAGGCCUGAAAUGGCAAGGUAUGUUGAGUAUCUCAAGGAAGGAGGCAUGUGGGAUUUGGACUCUAAUGAGCCUGUCAUUUAUUACAAAUGAAAUAUCCAGCUUGUGUGUUCGAUGUACUUUCUUCUUCUUCUUGUUUAGAUUUCUAGUUCAACACUUCAAGUAUGUCGCCGAGCAGAUAUAAGUGUUUCAUUAACUUGAAUGAAAAAAUCAUCUUAUCUUAA
Molecule: messenger RNA, 516 nt
Organism: Prosopis cineraria
Lineage: Eukaryota; Viridiplantae; Streptophyta; Magnoliopsida; Fabales; Fabaceae
Exons: 1
Coding region: 50-385 (111 amino acids)
Source: RefSeq, a predicted model, not a curated record